CGCGCAUCGUAAGUUACACGCAUCCAUUUUUUUUUACUUUAUUGGCAAUUAAUCAUAGUAAACGGACAUUCUGUGGUAAAAAUUAAAAGUUCUGUAAUUACUAUAGAAUAGGGUAUUUUUUUUAAUUUUUGAAAGCUGCUUAUAUUUAAAGACAGGAACAAACGAUUUAACAAAAAAAUAAAUAUUAAUAAAUUAAUAUAUUUUUUCUCCAUUAAACCAAUUAAAGUUGAAUUUAUUUUUAAUGGUUUUCAAAUUUACCGCCAUAACGCUCGGUUCGAUGACGUCAACUGUGUGACGUCAACUUUGGGUACACAACUAAGAACUUCGAUGGGACAUGAACGCCCGUCAGACUAAUCGCUAUUGUCUUUGGAAGCUUUACUUAUAAAUUAAAGUCAUUAUCAGUUAUAAAUGAUUUAAUAAAUCAGUUAGCCGAAAGAAAGGCAAGGAAAGUGUAUAGGUAUUUAAUUUGAGUUGUUUGUAAAAAAUUUGGAAAUGUGACAGAUAGAUAAUUAUGAUGAAUACUUAUUUCUUUUAAUUUUAUGCAGACAUUUUUUUUUUAAGCUUUAUUGACCAAAAUAUUUAACAUUGGUGCAAAAGGCGGACUUAAUGCUAAAAGCAUUCUCUCCCAGUCAACCUUUGGGAAAAAUGAAAAACACGAACGGCGGCGGCAUAAAGCUAAAUACGAAUAUAUAUACAAAUAAACAUAGAUACAUACAUAAAUACGUACUAUAAAAAGAAUAUAAUACAUACAAACAUAACACACUAAUAUUUAAAUAUAUACAGUAUACAUAUACACAAGAUGAUGAUUAAUAAAAUGACACUUCAUCUUAAGUUUUGCAACAUAUGAGCGUGAACAUUCCUUUUAAAUAUAAGUUUACUAGGAGAUCUUCUGAUGGAGUCGGGAAGGUCAUUCGACAGUCGUAUGGCUUGAAGAGUAAAGGAGUUGGACACAUAGCUGGAAUGAGAAAGAGGAAUAUAGAGAGCUAAUGAAUCAGCAGAGCGGAGAGGACGAUCGUGACUAUCACAGAGAUACUGAAACUUGCAUUUCAAGUACUCAGGAGAAUGAGGGAUUCUUUUGUGAGAAAUCUUUACCCCAUCCUAAGGGUCCCCAAACAAUUGUUUAUACGAGGCCCCGCCAAGGCACGCUACGCCACUGGCGAGCAACAGCAAAAGUUGUAUGAGAAUCUAUAUCUGUCGUGGUUUAAUUGCCAAAUAAAUUAUAUACUAAACUCAUAAUAAUCUGUCGUGUAAUUUAAAAUUGGAACAUUCUUUUACUCCGAAACAGAACGUCUACAAAAUCAAUGUUGAAAAACGAACAUCAACACUCAUUCAUUUGUUUUCACUUAUUUUCAACAACUCAACACUCAUUCAUUUGUUUUCAUUUAUAUAAACAGCUUUCUAUUUGCAAGUCAGUUCGAAAUUAGAAUAUAACCUUUGACAAAAGUUCUGCCUACGUACUACUUAAUUUUAAUUUCCGCGCAUUAUUUGAGAAAAUUACUAUACAAGUCCUGACCACAACUAGGCAUUGGUGGACUUACACGUUCGGCUAUCAAUACCUCUUUUGCUGGUCGCUGCAGUACUGUACUAUAUCUCAAGCAUGCUCUAAAAUUUGAGCUUUAUUUGACAACCUUUUUUGAGAUAAAUCCAAAUCCAAUUGCUGGACUAGCCAAAUACACCAGCCGCCGGCAAAAGUUGUAUAAAAAUCUGUCGUGGUUUAGCGGCCAAAUAAAUUACAUAGUAAAUUCAUAAGUAUCCGUCGUGUAAUAUAAACUUGGAACAUUAUUUUAUUCCAAAACAUGACAGCCAAGGACUUAUCAACAAUAACAAGGUUUUUUAUUAAAAUUUCGGACUGGCUUGCAAAUAGAAAGCUGUUUAUUAAAAAAAACAAAUGAACAAUUUUCCACGAGAAAAAAUAUUGUUGUUCGUCAUUGAUUUUGAAAAAUGAUUUUUCAUUUCCGUUCAUUAUUUGAGAAAAGUACUUACUGUUAUGCAAGCCUUGGCAACAACAAGGCAUUGAUGGACUUAAACGUUCGUCCAUCAAUGCCUAUUUGCUGGCAGCUGUUGUAAUGUACUGCAUUAAUGUUCGUCAUACAGACAAUUUAUUCAUAUUCCUAGAAGGAUUUGAACCCAAACUCCAGUUUUCCUAUUCCGGUCAUUCACAUGUUUUGUACUAAUCAUCAUCCAAAGCACUGAGAAUAAAUUUUUGGUCACCGAUCCUAAUACUGGCCGUUGUGAAAAUUGCUUAGCUUCUACAAUCGCAGACCGGAAUCGUUUACUAAUUAUGUGAUAUCGAGCAUCUCCUAUAACAAUCUAAUACCCGCCAUACACACUACGAAAAAUCGUUACGAUCAGACUGUACAGUUCGAACGGUACAGUUUAUACGAUUUCGUUUAGUAUAGGAAACUGUGCAGUUUUAUAACAUACACGCUACGAUUUAUCGGUACCGUUCGGACUGUACAGUCUAAUCGUAACGAUUUAUCGUAGUGUGUAUGGCGGGUAUAAAGCAUUCUAAUCAUUUAUGAAAACAUUGCUGGUAAAAAAGUUACAGGCGAAAUAAAUCCAACGAUUUCCUGUACUGUGAAUAUUUUUUGUGAUUAAAAUAUUAGAUUUAUUUUCCGAAAUUAUAAAAUUUAAUAAAAAUUUUGAUAAAAUGACCGGAAAAUAAAUAGUAAAGGAUUUUUUGACUUUUCUGUGUGUAGGCACGGAUCUUUACUAUAAGUUAUGUAGGUACCUAUAGUUAUCAUAGUUUUUAUUAAAUAUAGCAAUCUAAUGCGAUAUCAUAAAAUACCUUAAUAUGUAUAAGUCGAAGAACGAAAUUACAAAAGCGCCCAUUUAGUUUUGCUUAACAUUUAUAUUUCAAUCAAGAAUUUAUACAAAGUUUAAAUCCACUUACAACAAUUUUGUUAAAUCUCAAUAUAACUAAAAUUCGAUUCAUAUUUAUGACAUGUUUCUAUGGUUCUGACUUUAAUAAAGUAAUAUUAGUUGAAUGUAGUUUUAGCAAAGGACAUUGUUCAGCGUCCAUACAUAGUUAGCCUAAGAACCAACAAUCAUGAAAUAUUAUUUUCCAAGUUCAAAAUCGUAAGUAAAUGACUGUAAAAACAAAGAUUAUUGACGGACACUUCUGAGAACUUCAAUUAUUAGGAAAACAAUUUUUUUUGAGGUUAUGUUUAAUAUUCAAUGAAACAUAGGUCAACCUAUGAAUUUAGUAUGAACUCAGUUUGAAGUGAAUUAAUAUUACAACUAAUUCAUUUUCUUUUUUAAAGAAUAACUAUUAGGAAAAUUUGUAUCAUAUUGUUUAUUGUAUUUAUUUGUUUAUCACACGAAUAUUGUGAAAAUAUGCAGCGUGAAUGUGUAUCAGGUGUUCUUGAAUAAUUUGGCAGUAUGAUACUCUCAGGAUGUUGUGGCACAGGUUCAUUAGUACUUGGUAAUAAGGGCUCUGCUCUUUGGUAACAUCGAUGGCAUAUUAGAUAGCCGAAAUAGUUAAAUUCAAGGAAAAACAAUCGCAAAUAAACACACACAACAGGUAAUCCGAAACGAGAAUGCACUUUCCGGUAUAAUAAACUACUCUUUGGAAUGCACGAAUGCCACAGAUUACUACGAAUGCAAACUGCAUGCACCACAACCACAGACCAACGAGUUUUAUGCCGGCCCUUCACUUAACAACAGUUUGUCCUUGUCAUGCGUAAUAAGGAAUGAAAAGGUCAGACUGAUGUCAUGCAUUAAAAUAGCAAAUACGAAUAGCCAAGUGAAGUGCCGGCAUUAGGAAGAAAAUGUGUUUUGUUUGCAGCGCUGCCAUAGAUUAUACACAUAAAAUGGUAUUUAUUGUCUCAGAUUAUUUUUUUACUUUUUAAUUUAGCUUACUUAACUGGAAGUGUCCGUCACAAUCUAAAUACUGAUAAUUAUCGCAAAAAAUAUACUAAGAAUUCUCAUAAAAGCCAAAUUGGUGUUGGUUCUUAGGCCAAUUUUAACAUUGCCCUUUGGUCCACUUGUAGUAAAAUUUACAAAGUAGGUAAAAUUUCAUUCCAACAAUCAUCGGCAACGAUUCGGACAAUAUCGAAAAGCAUUAAUAGUGUUCUUUUUUCAAAAUCCCUAUAUGAGUGCGUAGUUACAUCUAGUAAACAUUCUUCUAUAAUGUUAUUUUAUUUAAGUUUUUAUAAUAUACAUAUUAUAUAUACAAAUUGCAUUGUUAUGAAAAUUCAAUGACGGUGAUAUGUUUUAAUCGGAGGGUAGUCAUGACCUAGCAUUUACCAAUUUUUCUGCGAGCACCUUCGAUACCUACAUUUUCUUAAACCUUUUCUGUCGAACCACCACCGCGGCGCGUGGUAAGUUAUUUUCCUCUCAAUUCCCGAUGGUAUUUUAUGAAAUAUUUCUUUUUAUUUACCGUCAUUUUCAAUAACACUCAAACAUCGAAUAUAAACAUGUCUACUCUUUGUUAUUUCAGAAUUAUUUUUGAAAGAUGGAACAGUCGUUUGUUAAUUCGGAUUCAAAUGUGUUGUACCCGGUGUUGCUUAUACCGAAGCGUUGCACAACUUUGGAGACCAACUGUGCGGUGACUGAUAACGUGUUUAUUGAUCUGAACAUCACUUCGCCUGACACGGAGGGAAAUGAGAUGUGCAUAUACAAUGGUUUCUGUAACGUGAAACUUAUAGAUAGUUACGAUGUUAACAUCCAACAAGUGGAACCGCUGAAUAUAGAUGCUGUAUCUUCUAGUUUUAUUGAAAACGAACCAGCUGCCAUAGAAAUCGGUAAUCAGGUGCCGAGCUCAACUUAUAAUCAGUCGCACGUAUGGAUAGAUCCUGUGAGGAGCCCCUUCGUUUACAAUUCUUACGAUGCCGCUGCUGAGACUCAAGAGUACUCCGUGUGCCAUCAAACGCAUUCAGCUCACAUAACAGUCGAGCAACAUAACACAUACAUAACUCAAAACGUCUAUAAUUAUAAAGAGUCCGUACAAUACUCGUCUCUUGAUGAUUGCGAACAAAAGAAGGUUAAGAAAUUACCGGCUCCUGAGCCUGGCGCAACGCCGCAGCAAAACCCUUCGGAUCAGAAUAAUCUGAACUUUUACGAGGAGGACGAAUUUGAGUGUGGCGUGUUUCUUUCACAGCUGCCUGAGGAGAUUCUGAAUGAGAAGGAAACUAGAGCGAGGGAGGAAAGAAAGUACAUAGGGCUGCAAAGCGAAAAUGAGGCGCUGAAACAGCUGAUGUCCUCAGAUAUUCAGUCGGUUUCGAAGCAGAGAAAGACCAUUUUGUUCCUGGGCCAUGAUUCGCACUGUGGACAGACAAUACAAAAAAUUGCGGUCAAUGACCCCUCGCUUGUAUGCUCCGGCGGUGGAGAAAUAGAUCACGAAGUUAUUAUUGACGAAGCGACCUUCUCGAACCCGCACCAGAAAAAGUACCAAUGCGACAAAUGCAAGCAAAUAUUCGAACAAAUAUCCACAUUCAAGCAACACAUGGUGGGCAACCAUAGAACGCCGAGGUCUUCUAUAUCCAACGACACAAACUCCUCAUCCGUCGGCGAUAUGAAGUUCAUGUGCACCGAAUGUGGCAAGAACCUGAAGAGCCAAGAGAAGUUCGAGAUCCACUGCAUGGGCCACGGCGACCCAGAUCUAGAAUGCAACAAGUGCCACAAAGUGUUCGCAUCAAAGUUUACCUUGCGCACCCACCGCAAGAUCCACAAUCGCAAAUACGUGUGCAACUACUGCUCCAAGUCUUACUCCGACGCCGAAGAUUUGCGGGAGCACUCGGCGAAGAUACACUUCGUGUUUUUGUGCGAGAAUUGUGAUUUUAUCACGAACAAAUAUUCGGAACUGGUUGCGCAUGAAUUGAUUCACAAUAAAGAUGAUGAAGGCGUCGAAAAUUCUAUGAUUGAUGAUCAAAGGAGUAUGCUCUGUACUGAUGACGGUAUCAUGGAAGAUAUCAGUGACACAGAUAUUAUAACGCCCUCCCCCGAAGGGCAUGACGUGAAAAACGACGCGUCAUGUUCGUACUCCAAAGAUGAAGAAAUACAGAAAGCAGACUCUGUCAUAGCGAAAGUUAUGUCUAACAAAAUAUUUCUUUUGCACUCGAAGAAAGCUAGAAGACAGAGUAGGUAUAAUAAGGCUUGUGACGUCUGUCUGAAAAUGUUCGACCGAGUAGGAGACCUGAAAAGGCACUUAAUCGAGCACAUCAUCCGCAGCACCCUCGCCAAGACACCUGUCAACAAGAACGGCACCCUCAACAUACAGUGCGAGGUCUGCCAAUCAGAAACAUUCACUAGAGUAGACAGGUACAAAGCACACCUACGCGAACACGCCAAACUCACACUAUACAAGUGCACCUUCUGCGAUAAAUCAUUCAGUGACUCCUCAAACUUCUCGAAACACAAGAAAAUUCACGGCACAACAUACCUCCAGUGCGAUCUCUGCCAAAGAAAGUUUAAUUCUAAAAAGAUGAUCACACAGCACAUGGAGUACCACAACAACAACUCUCCUGUGACUUGCCACUACUGUGACAAGGUUUUCUAUUUCGAAUCAAUGCUCAAUAAACAUAUAAAAUGCGCCCAUACUAAGGAGAUGGCUAACAGAUUCAGGUGCAGAUUUUGUCACCAGUACUUCAAAACGCUCAAAGAAAAGUGGGACCACGAAUGGACCAUUCACAAUGUUAGGAAAAUGAUCGUGGACUGUCUGGUAUGCGGUUCCAAGUUUAGGAAAUAUUCCGAAUUGAAAAGACAUUGCAUCGAUGAGCAUGACAUGGAAAUACCACCGGCGAAAAAGCUUUUAAAAAAGAAAAGAUUCAAAUAAUGGCUGGCCCAUAUUUGCUAUUAUUUGUUAUUUCGGUUUGCACUGUUGCUGAUUUGUGUAGAUACCUAUUUUAUUUUGUUGAUGAUAUUUUUUAUUGAUAUUUAUUUUUUGUUGACAAUCGUUAUCACAGUUCAUAGGCUAUCAUGAUAUAAAUAAUUAGCUUAAAGUUUAGUUAAGUGAGAUCUGUUGUCAAUAUUUUUGUUUUUUAGUAUUAAAAAUGCUAAGUAGAUAUUAUCUGAUUAACUUAUAGUUAUUUAUUUAAUUGAGUGUUGCUUACGUUGCUUAAGGUAAGUAGGCGAUACUUUUGAUAAGUUAACAAUUUUCGAUAUAUUUUUGAUUGAUCGCAAAAUUUUGGUUUUAAUCACUUUUGUAUAGAAUUUAUUUAGACCUUAGUUAUGUUGAAAUUAUACUGACGAUUUGUUAUUCCCGCUCCUUUGGCAUACUUUUGAUAAAUGAAAUCAUGGUAGAAAGUAAAAAAUAUUUUUAGUAAGACUGAGCGAUUUCUACUUGUAACUUAUCUACAUUAUUGAACUUGAAUUGAAGAACUUGCGUACCUAUAAGUAUUGGAGUUUGUAAAAUAUUUUCGUUUAUUUGUGUAUUUUUAGGAAUCCAAAAGUCGAAUCCGAACGUUAAGCACGCAGCUCAUAACUCUUGUACCAUAUUGGUAAUUAUAUUUUCGUUCUUUAUUCGUUUAUUAAAGAAUUGUUUAAAGAAAUAUGUUUAUUUUUCUUUAUAACUUUCCACUGAUAUAUAAAGUAGUAUGUAGCUAUAAAUUUUCCAUAAAUUGACUGGAAACAGAUAUUCAGUAAAAGUCAGAGGAAAAAAUACAUUUUUGAAUAGGCAAAUUCAGUAGAAAUACAGUAGAAAAAUAAAAUAAAGUUUAACUAUUUUUAAGAUAUCUACAAUGUAAAUGCAUAGGAAAAAAUACAAAUGUUAACCUUACCUAACAUUAUCUAG
This is a messenger RNA of Chilo suppressalis (striped riceborer), 7732 nucleotides long. Lineage: Eukaryota; Metazoa; Arthropoda; Insecta; Lepidoptera; Crambidae. The record is from the annotation of a GenBank genome assembly.